UUUGCUUGCUGUUUGCUCUAUACUCUCUUGGCUUCUACACUAUUUGAUCACAACACGAACCCUCUAAAACCCACCAACCAUGUCUACAGAUGAGAAACCCCAGGACCUGGACACUAGCUCCCCGACUAGAGAAGAGCCGGAACACCAGGAACCAGAACAGCAAGAGCCCGAGCGUCAGGAACCCGAGCGCCAGCAGUCUGAGCGUCAGGAACCACAACGUCAGCAGUCCGAGCGUCAGGAGCCAGAGCCUCAACAGCAACAGCAACAGCAACAGCAACAGGAGGACAACGAGGAUGAGGAUGCCGGCGACAACUCCGACAACGCAUCGGAGCAGGAGCAGCAGCAAAACGGUCAGCAGCAAAAGGGCAAAGUAGGCGAGCUCAGCGAAGACAACUCCGACGACCAGGAGUCCAACGAACCCAAGACACCCCCUCAGCAAGAACGCCGCCGCCGAACAAGCGGCAGCCGCGAAAAGGCCCAGACCGAGACAAAGACCCAGUCUCGCCGGAGGAGAAGGGCCCCCUUCCAGCGCCAGGUAGAAGACCAGUAUGACGAGAGAGACCAGGAAAUGGUGCCGCACCAGCAGCGCGACCAGCAGCAGCAACAGAUGUAUCAGCCGCACCAGCAGCAGCAGAUGUAUCAACAGCAACAGAUGCAGCAGCAGCAGAUGCAGCAGCAACAAAUGCAGCCGCAGAAGAAGGAUGACGGGAAGAACCCGCUCAAGCUGCGGCUCGACCUAAAUCUAGAUAUCCAGAUUGAGUUGAAGGCAAAGAUCCACGGAGACUUGACACUGGCUUUACUUGAUAUGGACUAAGUGAUUGGAUUGCGACGAAUUUGAUAUGAUAUGGCGGCGUGUUUCUUUUAGUUGAAAUCAUACCACACCUUUGGUGAG
Messenger RNA from Trichoderma harzianum CBS 226.95, 892 nucleotides. RefSeq lists its product as hypothetical. Bases 80 to 814 code for a protein of 244 amino acids. The record is from RefSeq and is a predicted model, not a curated record. Lineage: Eukaryota; Fungi; Ascomycota; Sordariomycetes; Hypocreales; Hypocreaceae. The transcript has 3 exons.